ACUUCGCUCGCUCAACAAGCAAAAGCAAUUUUGUCCUUCACGGAGAAGUUACCACGACAAGCUCAACGAAAGGGACUCACGACUGGCGAUGAAUUCCAGAACCAACCUUUUUCUAUUCACGACGAGCUUCUACCUGGUGUUAAAGCUCAAGGCGGUGCACUUGAUGACCCCUUCUCCGAUUUCAGGGCACCUGACGGAGCUAUAGCAUCGGCAAACAAAGCGUUAGAGGACCCCUUCGCCGAUCCUAUAGAAUGUGCAACAACAUCUGAUGUUUUCAAUUGGAAUAGUGCUACUAGUACUACGAGUAAAGUUACUGCUACAGUUUCGACUUCUAUAACCGACCUCCAGAUACCAGCAGACCAUUCUUUCGGCGACAGCACUUGGUAUAACCCAACAGCAUUCAACGAAACUAAAACCGAAGCAUUCGGAGA
Phytophthora nicotianae INRA-310 is the source of this 431-nucleotide messenger RNA. RefSeq lists its product as hypothetical. NCBI's taxonomy places the organism in Eukaryota, Oomycota, Peronosporomycetes, Peronosporales, Peronosporaceae. The record is from RefSeq and is a predicted model, not a curated record. Bases 89 to 205 code for a protein of 38 amino acids. The transcript has a single exon.